Messenger RNA from Danio rerio (zebrafish), 3283 nucleotides. It is a transcript of the gene slc6a8, whose product is annotated as solute carrier family 6 member 8. Lineage: Eukaryota; Metazoa; Chordata; Actinopteri; Cypriniformes; Danionidae. The record is from RefSeq and is marked validated. Gene Ontology annotation, cellular component: membrane. Gene Ontology annotation, biological process: gamma-aminobutyric acid transport.
CGCGCGGACGCAUCAGACAGUCCGUCCGCGCGCACAGAGGGACAGCAGCAGCCGCCGCACCUCCUGUACACCGACCCGCGUCUCGUUUAUACGUUUUAUGUGUUUAAUACCGAUGAGAACGAUGGUCUGACGAGAUUUAGGCGAUCAAUUCGUGAAUGUAAUUCCAUUACAUUCAUCUGAUCAGCGCGCGCCAAGGGCCGCUUUGGUUUUGCCGUCUCCUCAGUCGCCUUCUCUCUGAGAGAUUCACGUGCCCAUGCGAUUCUUCAGACUCACCUUUAAGUGUUUCGUGGAUUGUUUUUGAAGGUGCUGUUUAAAAUCGGUGUCCUUUUUCUUUUAUGAUAUAUCAUUUAUUUUACAAACGCGCUUUUUGAUAAAAACAGACCGACCCUACCGUUGCCAAUUUCGCCGAGAAAAUCAAACUGCCAUCCGUUGUAACCGUUUGACAUUGAGGGGGAAACGGAACAGAAAAUAUUUAUACAUUCGUAAAGAAUUACACUGCUGGUUGUGUUAUAAUAAAGGAUAGAGGACCAGAUCCCUCGCACCUGAAGAGGAACAAAAAGGGACAUCUUGGUGUGAAAAAAAAAACUGACUUAAUCCAAAAACAAUAAGAGAUCAAAUAUUUAUUUUUGACUGCUGAUUGAAGAAGUCCUUCCUUCUCGAGUCUCGUGAGGAGGUUCGUAUUUGCUUUGUUUACACGAGAGAUGGAAAAAUCCUCUCUGGACGCAGACUGCUGCGCCCUGAAUAUGGUCCUGGUGGAGGAGAAGAAGGGCCAUCUCAUUCCCAAUGGAAACGCGCACCCAAGCGUCAACGGGACCCUCAACGGGGGGCCCAUGUCAGCGGCUACCGGAGCCAUCUCGGCGGUGGAGAAGAAGAGGGAGGGCUACCCCGAGCGAGAGACGUGGACCAGACAGAUGGACUUCAUCAUGUCCUGCGUGGGUUUUGCAGUGGGGCUGGGGAACGUCUGGCGCUUCCCGUACCUGUGCUACAAAAACGGUGGAGGAGUCUUCCUCAUUCCCUAUGUGUUAUUCAUAUUUCUGGGAGGCAUUCCGAUAUUCUUCCUGGAGAUUGCGCUGGGACAGUUUAUGAAGGCUGGAAGCAUCAACGUGUGGAACAUUGCCCCUCUUUUUAAAGGACUCGGUUAUGCCUCCAUGGUGAUUGUGUUCUUCUGCAACACGUACUACAUUAUGGUUUUGGCCUGGGGUUUCUACUACUUUAUCAAGUCCUUCAACGCCACACUGCCCUGGUCCACCUGCGACAACCCCUGGAACACAGAGAACUGCAUCGAGAUCUUCCGGCAGGGUGACUGCAAGAACGGCACAAUUGGAAACUCCACAUUCGGCAACCUGACGUGCGAAGAGCUUGCUAAUGGCCGCUCUCCUAUCAUUGAAUUCUGGGAGAACAAGGUUUUGAACAUCUCGGAUGGGCUGGAUGAGCCGGGCGCCGUUAAUUGGGAGCUGAUGCUGUGCUUGCUGGCCGUGUGGGUGAUGGUUUACUUCUGCGUCUGGAAGGGAGUGAAGUCCACAGGCAAGAUUGUGUAUUUCACUGCCACGUUCCCGUAUGUGGUCCUGAUCAUCCUGCUGGUGCGAGGCGUCACUCUGCCCGGCGCUUAUGAUGGCAUCCUCUACUACGUCAAACCAGACUGGUCAAAACUCGGAGAAGCACAGGUCUGGAUCGAUGCCGGCACUCAGAUCUUCUUCUCUUACGCCAUCGGGCUCGGGGCCCUGACGGCCCUAGGCAGCUACAACAGAUUCAACAACGACUGCUAUAAGGAUGCUUUUGUUCUGGCGCUUAUUAAUAGCGGCACCAGUUUCUUUGCUGGUUUCGUGGUUUUCUCCAUCUUGGGUUUCAUGGCGUCUGAACAAGGUGUGGACAUCUCGAAAGUGGCAGAAUCAGGCCCCGGUUUGGCGUUCAUAGCGUAUCCUAAAGCCGUUUCUAUGAUGCCCGUGGCUCCGGUGUGGGCUGCCCUAUUCUUCAUCAUGCUGCUACUGCUGGGACUGGACAGUCAGUUUGUUGGUGUGGAGGGUUUCGUAACUGGCAUUCUUGAUCUUUUCCCUGGAAAGUAUUACAUGCGCUAUCAGCGCGAAAUCGCUGUGGCGAUCUGCUGUUUAUUAUGCUUCAUUAUAGAUCUCUCCAUGGUUACACAGGGAGGGAUGUACGUCUUCCAGCUUUUUGACUACUACUCAGCCAGUGGAAUGACCCUGCUGUGGCAAGCAUUCUGGGAAUGCGUGGUUGUCGCAUGGGUUUAUGGUGCUGACAGAUUCAUGGACGAUAUUGCUCGUAUGAUCGGUUACCGGCCAUUCCCGUGGAUGAAGUGGUGCUGGUCCAUUAUAACUCCAUGUGUUUGCAUGGGUAUCUUCCUAUUUCACCUGCUGAACUACAAGCCUCUGACCUACAACAAUGUGUAUGUGUACCCAUGGUGGGGAGAGGUGAUCGGAUGGUGUCUGGCUCUCUCCUCCAUGCUCUGCAUCCCCGUCAGCCUCGUGUACAAGCUCUCUGGAGCUAAGGGAACAUUUAAAGAGCGUUGGGAAAAUCUGACCAAACCAGUGUGGGGAGCCCAUCACCUGGAAUACAUGGCUCCCGACACUGACAUUAAAAGCCUGGCCUCUCUGUCUCCUGGGAUGGAGGAGAACAAGGUGAUCAUUUUCGAGAGUGUUAUGUAGACGAAAAGGGAAAUCCUCCAACAGCCCUCCUAAGGCAAGCUGGUUGAAGAGAUCAUCAGUAUUUAUUUCUUUGUAUGGAAUUCUGCAUCAUCUUACAGUCUUAAAAUCAGCCGAUGCACAUGUACGGUUACAUCCGUUUCAUACUACAGAUCCUCUAGCUUGCACAGUACCAGGUGUUCUUCCACUUCCACCAGUCCAAACUGCGUAUAGAAACACACAGGGAAAAAAAAAUAUUCCAGAUAUCAAAACCUGCAGGGUGUAAUCAGCAUGUCUUUGGAGGGGGACAUUUUAGCGUAGCCUAAAACAUCAUUUGACAGAGCGGCAGAAUUUCCACAGGCCACCUUCCUGAACAUAAGAGUCUCUUUGCACUGACACAUUCAUAAGGGGAGGAAAUGCAUCCUUGAGUUAAAUAAAUGACAUUCACAAGAGUGGAUUAAUAAUCACGCUAUCAUCAAAAUCUAAACUAAAAUAUGGCAAAAAUAGAUAUAGAUCAAGCAAUCUAGCUAAAUGUGUCUUUGCAGAUGUUAAUACCCAUAUGGAAAUCUAAUAUAUGGCAAUAUGCAAAUUACCUAUAUAAUGUAGAGGCUUAUAUUUGGAUUUCACAUACACACACACACACAAAC